AGAGAGAAAGGGGUGCACUCUAACAGAAAGAGGAAGAGAGAGCAGAGAGAGGAGAGCAAAACUGAGUUUGCUGACACUGUGAGAGAAUAUUUAUUUUCUCACCACUUAUCAUAUAGAAUAAAAACCUUGUUAAAGUGGGAUUGGUGUGGAUAUAAUACCAGUCUGUCUCUGAGAUGGAGUCCAGAACCCUUCUACUUGUUCUGGGUCUUAAUUUCAGUCUGCUGGGGAACCUAGAGGCCAGAGAUUGUCCCUGGGGCUUCAUAGCCAAAGGGAGAACACUGUGUGUUGAUAUAGAUGAGUGUAAAGAGUGGGACAGUAACCCACCCUGUGGAAGUAAUGCCGCAUGUUACAACACACAGGGGAGCUUCUACUGUCAGUGUCAACCUGGGUUCAGAUCCACAACGACUUUACAGUUUACUGCUCUCACUGGGGAGUGUAAGGACCUCGAUGAGUGUCAGGGGAAACUGCAGGUUUGUACCAGCAACGCCAUUUGCAUCAACACCAUCGGGAGCUUCAACUGCCAAUGCCAACCUGGUUUCAGAUUCUCUGCUUAUGCUGGGCACUGUGAAGACCUCGAUGAGUGCCAGGAGACACCUCAGGUCUGUGGCAGCAACACCAGUUGCCUCAACACCUUCGGGAGCUACCACUGCCAGUGCCAACCUGGGUUCAGAUUCUCUAAUCACACGUUGAAGUACUGAUGGAAAGUCCAAUAUCCAGUUUUCUGAUGAGUUGACCAAUGAUUUUGUCACGUCUGCUCCUGCUCCCCCUCUCUGACGCUCGAGGUUGCCAGGCGACUCAUCAUUACUCACACCUCUCACCAUCGUUACGCGUCCCAGCGCUUCAUCGGACUCACCUGGACUCCAUCACGUCAUUGAUUAUCUACCCUAUAUCUGUCACCCCCUCCAGUUAAUUUUUCGUGUCUGCAUUGAUGUUGUUUUGUUUCUCCUGUCCAGACGCUCUUCCUGUUUUUCGUGUCUGUUAACCCAUUAAAUAUUCAUUCCCUGUACUUACUUCUCGUCUCCCAGCGUCUGGCAUCACAGAGCCAUUACAGAUUGUGUACAUUUCCUUUUUAAAGACUUGCUGAAGCAUUUGACUUAGGAUAACAGUUAGUGAGACUGUAGUUAUAUACAGUAUAAAGAUACCUGGAUCCGGCUGUUUUUUCAUUUAUUUUUAUUUAAAUUUAACCUUUAUUUGACUAGACAAGUCAGUUAAAAACAAAAUGUUAUUUACAAUGAUGCCCUAGGUAGAGUGGGUUAACUGCCUUGUUCAGCGGCAGAACAACAUAUAUAUUUUCUUUCAGCUCCGGAGAUUCGAUCUAGCAACCAUUCGGUUAUUGUCCCAAUGCUCUAACCACUAGGCUACAUGCCACCCCUUAGGAUACCUAUCUCCUCUCUUGGGUAGGGGGUAGUAUUUUCACCUCCUGAUGAAAAGCAUGCCAAAGUAAAUUGCCUGUUACAUAAUCCCAGAAUUUAGGAUAUGCAUAUAAUUAGUAGAUUUGGAUAGAAAACACUCUAAAGUUUCCAAAACUGUUAAAAUAAUAUGCCUGUGAUUAUAACAGCACUGAUAUGGCAGGCGAAAACCUGAGAAAAAUCCAUCCAGGAAGUGGAAUUGUUUUCAUAUGGCUGUUUUUCAUUUAAAUAGUUUGUCUGGUUUCAGGUUUUUAUUUUGAAAAACGACGUGUUAAAAGCCAUUUCAACAGUUUUAACAAUAGUUAUCAAGGUGUCAUACAAGGAGGGAAAAUGUUGCUGUCUGAAGAGGUAGCAUUGAAUUGUACACAGCAUCUCCUCUCACUCAGGUGACUGUGACCUCCUCCUCAGACCAAUUGACAGUACGCCCAGAACAUUGUUCUGGGAACCAAAAUGAGUAUCUCAGUUUCAAGGAACCAGAUUUGAAAGAAGAACCCUUGUUAGUUAUCAGUCAGUCAGUCACUUGCAGGAACCAACGUUGCAUAAUGAAUCAUGUAAAUCAUGCUUAUAUGAAUUGUGUGGAUAGCCGUAUAUCAGAGAACUAACGGGACUGUCCCGGCAGAGCUCCUGACCGAUGUGAACUAUGCAUGGUGUUUGUUGGAACCUCUCCAGCUUGCUGAUAAUAAAGAAUGAUUCAUUUAAGUUUGA
Molecule: messenger RNA, 2114 nt
Organism: Oncorhynchus masou masou (cherry salmon)
Lineage: Eukaryota; Metazoa; Chordata; Actinopteri; Salmoniformes; Salmonidae
Product: adhesion G protein-coupled receptor E2-like
Exons: 5
Coding region: 174-698 (174 amino acids)
Molecular function (GO): calcium ion binding
Source: RefSeq, a predicted model, not a curated record